Molecule: messenger RNA, 1149 nt
Organism: Fimicolochytrium jonesii
Lineage: Eukaryota; Fungi; Chytridiomycota; Chytridiomycetes; Spizellomycetales; Powellomycetaceae
Exons: 6
Coding region: 1-1149 (382 amino acids)
Biological process (GO): nucleotide-sugar metabolic process
Molecular function (GO): dTDP-glucose 4,6-dehydratase activity
Source: RefSeq, a predicted model, not a curated record
AUGAGCAGUGCUGGAACAAGCCCAAAGAGAGCUUCCAUGUCCUUCACUUCAGCCCAACUCGGCACGGCUGCGGCUACCAGUAGCGAGUCCUACGACGACAAGAUCGCUUUCGACAAUAUUUUGAUUACGGGUGGGGCUGGGUUCAUUGCCUCAUUCAUCGUACGCAAGCUAGUCCUUCUGUACCCCGAGUACAACAUCUACAACUUUGACAAGCUGGAUUACUGUGCGUCCACCAACAAUGUCAAAUCCGUCGAGGACAAGCCCAACUACUCCUUCAUCAAGGGUGAUAUUUGCGUCAAGGAUCUCGUCAACUUUGUCCUUGCUGAGAAGCAGAUUGACACUAUCUUGCACUUUGCUGCGCAGACCCACGUUGACAACUCGUUCGGAAACUCGGCCGAGUUCACGCUCAACAACGUGAUGGGCACCCACGUCCUCCUUGAAGCCGCCAGGAUCAACCACGUCAAGAAAUUCAUCCACAUCUCCACCGACGAGGUCUACGGAGAAGUCGAGCAUGGCGGCAACGAACUGACCGAAGAGUCCCUGCUGGCCCCCACCAACCCGUACUCCGCCACCAAAGCCGCGGCAGAGAUGCUGGUCGGCGCGUACCAGAAAUCUUUCGGCCUGCCCACCAUCAUCACGCGUUCCAACAACGUCUACGGGCCGUAUCAGUACCCGGAGAAGAUCAUCCCCAAGUUCGUCACGCUUUUGUCUGAGGGUGGGAAAGUCUUCAUCCACGGCGACGGCAGCAACACCCGCCGCUUCAUCUACGGCACCGACGUCGCGGACGCCAUCGAAGUCAUCCUCCACCGCGGCCACACCGGCGAAACCUACAACAUCGGCACCUCCUUCGAGAUCUCCAACCUCGCCCUCACAAAGUACCUCAUCAAGCUCAUGGGUCUCUCGUCGAAGGAAUCGGAACUCAUCGAAUUCGUCGAGGACCGUCCCUUUAACGACAUGCGGUAUGCGAUCGACUCGGCAAAGUUGGAGGCCCUGGGAUGGGCACCCAAGGUGGACUUUGAGGAAGGCGUGAAGAAGACGAUCGAGUGGUACAAGGCUUAUUCGAGGAAGUGGUGGGCGAAUAUCCAGGGAGCCCUGGUCGCGCAUCCGUAUAAGAGUGGAGCGCAGCAUGAGCUUAUUGUGCCAAAGUAG